CACCGCGCUGACCCCGCGCUCGGUCCGCAGCUCCCCGGCGCGGAGGAGAGGCCCCGGCAGAAGGUCGCCGCUGCCAAGCUCAACGAGGAGAUCUCCAGCGACUCGGACGUCGAGAGCCCUGCGUUAUCUGGGAAGCGGAAGAGGGACAAUGAGGCGGAAGAGGAGAUCGAGGAGACAGCUCAGGAAAAGAAGCUGAGAUUAGCCAAACUGUACCUGGAACAGCUUCGUCAGCAGGAGGAGGAAAAGGCUGAAGAGGAGGCUUUCAAAGAGGAAUUGGUGGCUGGCCGCCUGAAAGAAGAUGUGCUCGAACAAAAGGGAAAACUGCAGCGACUGAUCGCCAAAGAUCUGCAGCCUCCAGAUCCAGCAGAAAUCAGGGUGCUACGAGGGCACCAGCUGCCCAUCACCUGCCUGGUCAUCAGUCCAGAUGAUAAGUACAUCUUCUCAGCGGCCAAAGACUGCUCCAUCAUCAAAUGGGAUGUGGAAAGCGGGAAGAAGGAGCACAUGAUCCGUGGAGGGAAGAAGGGCACAGAAGGGCAUGUUGGCCACACAGCACACAUUCUCUGCAUGGCUAUCUCCUCGGAUGGCAAAUACCUGGCCACAGGAGACAGGAACAAACUGAUCAUGAUCUGGGAGGCUGCAACCUGCAAGCACCUGUAUACAUUCACCGGGCAUCGAGAUGCUGUAUCGGGCCUGUCGUUUCGGAAAGGCACGCACCAGCUGUACAGUGCCUCACACGAUCGCUCCGUCAAAGUCUGGAACGUGGCAGAGAACGCCUACGUGGAGACACUGUUUGGACACCAGGAUGUCAUCACAGGACUGGACAGCCUGAGUCGGGAAUGCUGCGUCACAUCAGGUGGGAGAGAUGGCACCAUCCGGGUCUGGAAGAUUCCUGAAGAGUCUCAGCUUGUGUUCUACGGGCACCAGGGCUCCAUUGACUGCGUCCAGCUGAUCAAUGAGGAGCACAUGGUAUCUGGUGCAGAUGAUGGGUCUGUUGCCCUUUGGGGUCUUUCAAAAAAGAAACCACUAGCAACUGUGAGGCAAGCACACAGUAACCAUGGUGCCCAGGGACUGGAGCAGCCCUAUUGGAUCUCCUCAGUGGCUGCCAUGCUGAACAGUGACGUUGUAGCUACAGGUGCCUCGCGCUGCUCAUGCAGCGCCAGCGUGAGGCUGUGGAAGUGCAACGAGGGAUUCCGCAAGCUGGAGCUGCUCUUCGACAUCCCCCUGGUGGGCUUUGUCAACAGCUUGAAGUUCUCAAAUGCAGGGGACUUCCUGGUGGCUGGAAUCGGGCAGGAGCACAGGUUGGGCCGCUGGUGGCGAAUCAAAGAAGCCAAGAACAGCAUCUGUAUCAUCCCCCUGAAGAGGAUGGCAGCAGCUAGCAGUGUGCAGACGGGUGAAGGCUCCUAACCCAAAACUCCCUCCUGCCUCUGUCUGCACAGUUCUGUCACAGCUGGAGCUUUUGGAAAGAGACUUCGAAGUUCGGUUUUUCAUUAAACCAUCCCCUCAUUUGUAUGCCCUGCUGUCUUUGUCUCGCAGUCCAUCCUACUUGCCAGAACCUAGGUGGCAGUUGCUAGUGUUGAUUGUACACUGGGCAUGGGAGGCAAGUGACGGCAUUUGGAAUGGAGGAGAACAUCAGGCCUCCUCGGUUCUUGCCUACCCCUCCUGCAGCUGCCCACUCGCUCCUACCCGCAAAAAAGAAAGUGCAGCUGCCAAACCUGUUCACAACAGUUACGGGCAGAGAGAUCUUCUAUGUCCAUGGGGAGCAUUGUGCCAUGACAGCCUUGCUUUGGCCCCUUUCCUUUCUGGCCUCCAGCACAGCUGUGCCACACCUCAUCGCUGAAGGAGAAAGUCCUCUAACCAGGUGAAGCCCUGCCUCACAGCAGGGCUGGGAUCAUCCAGUGGAGGCUGAGGGGAGAUUAAAGGGAGCAGCACAGGUUUGGGAUUUAUGGCAGAGAUGUCAUGAAGAACUUGCUUCCUGCCUACUGAAGGUGGAGCUCUCUGGGAGUUUUGGCCCCUCCUGCUUGUCCUUGGCAGGGGAUAACUUUCUUUGGGCAAAGUUAGAGUCAAGCUUGGCUUUGCUGAGGACAUCGUGUCAUAAGGGAGGAGCUGGAACUUGGCCAAAUUGAAUGUCUUGGGGUUAUGUGAAUAAGCAGUGUUCCUUUGGCUUGAGAUCAGUCUGGGGCAGUGCACGGGCUGAGUGACAGAGGGACAGGGCAUCUAGUACCCUCUGCUGCCUUGUCUUCCCACAGGAACAGACCUCUGACCAGUCUGGUCUCGGCAAUAUGACUUGCCCUGUCUUCCUGUGCUCAGUUUGCUUUGGGAGAUUGUGCAUGACUUAACAGUAGGUGAGUUGAUCACUGCUGUACUUGAGCCAUGCAGAACAAAGGUCACAAUAGACCCCUUUCAGCAUUUAGGCUCCUGUACAGAGUGCUGCUGCAUUUGUUUCUGCCUGGCUCUGGUCUCUGAGCCUAGAGCUCUGCAGUCGGAGAGGGACUUAGACCCUCGGAUGAUGCAUCGGGCUACUUUUUUUUUAAAGUUAAACCAGAGAAGUGGGGGUCUCAGAAAUAGGUGCCUGGUGUUGAAAUGCUGACCUGCAGGAGGGUGACUUUUCUCUCACUUCAGCAACAGCUAACAGCUGCUUGUUUAUUCCUGGCUUCAGGGAAGCUGAGGCUGACUACCAGCAGCUCUGGCUUUGGUCUCUUUUGUUGCCAGCCCCUCCAAGAUUUGCCCAGUCUCUUGGUCACAGUGAGUAUCUCCUAUGCUGGUGAACUGUCAGCAAGCCAAGCCCUUUGCAUAAAUCCCCAACUGAACUCGGUGCUCAUACAUACUGGGUGCCAGGAGAGAGAAGAACAAUCAUUACGUCAGACCCCUUCGUGGCUGCUGUUGCUAUUUAGCACCUUUUCAUCACUUUGGUCAGUGUUGUCCUUCCUAUUUUAGAGAUGGGAAAAUAGGCACAGAAGGGGAGUGAUGGGGCCAAUGUCACCCACUUGCCCUUCUCUGUACAGAUACUGCCAAACAGGCACCAGCUUGUUACUGACCAGGCAUUGACUGGAGCCAGGGACAUAUCAAUUGCUUUGUGACUCCUAUAUGACCAUGGCAUCUUGAGGUGCCACCUGAGCAUGGCACCCUCAAUGCAUUGAGCAGCUUACAUUCUAAGUAGCAAAGUACAUAAAAGAAAUGGUAUUAUCAUUUUACUGGGGGAGAGGAGGGCUGUCUACUGCUGAAGGUUGCUUGUAGCUGUUUGUAGAAGAGCAGAGUCCCAUGAGCCACCCAGCCCCCCUGGUUAAGAGCUCAUAUUCCCAUGCUCCCUCUCCCCUUGCUUUACACAGAGACUCUAUGAAGGCCCCCUGGCUGCUGCAAAGUAUUCAAUUAAAAAAAAUGCACUUUAUUUACAUAAAUUACAAAAAUCACAAACUUGUUCACAAAAAAAUCUACUCUUAAAAACUCGCAUUGUUGGAAAUACAUGGAUCACACUGAGAGCUCUAGCUGAGGUUCAAACAAAACUCACCAUUUCUUCUGCAGCCUACAGCAUGGGAAUUUGCUCUUGUCUGAAAGGCUGCUUCCAAGAAAUAGCUUAUAAAAAUUAAAAAACACCAAGAGAUAGAUAUAGAGUUAUAUUCCCCAGCCCAGUCUGUCAUUUGGUUUUCAGUAUUUCCUACUGACCUGGAGCAGCAGGAGUGACGAGCAAUGAAUAACAGCAGGGGUUGUUCAGUGACAUGGAGUAGUGCGCUGAUUCUGGGGCUGUUCAGUACCCUGCAGCACACGCCUAGAUAGCAGCUGCACUAGCAGUGUUGGUGCUGCUCUGCUGUUAGCUACCCUCCUUUCCUCUCUGUUAGAAGUACAAAGGUGGCAGAAACCCCAGGAUGGCAGUGCUCAACUGCUGCAUUUCUUAGAGGUCUGUUGGAUGCAGGCAGAUCCUGUGGUGCCGCCUCAUUCUCUAGUUGCUUACCUUGAGAUGGGAUAUGGGGCUGUGAAUUCAACCUUGCCCCUUUGUGUGGUGGUACCACUCAGCCCUUCCUACCCAAGAGAAUCAGUACAAUGGCUAAGAUGAGCCUGCUGUCCUGGAGGAAAAUGCUGUGGGAAAGAGGUAUGGGCAGAAGAGUGCAGCAUUGGCACUGGCAGUGUGUCUGAGCUCAGGAUGUUGGCUUUCUAGUGCUUAGUACCACCAUCCUGGGGCUAGUGGGAGAACGUAUAACUGGCAGAAGCCUCCUCAAAGGCAUUAGAUGUACUUUUGCUUAAUUCCUCUGGAUUAAAUACGUUGAUAUAUAUAGAUGGUGAGUUUUCCAAGCGGCUAACAAUGUAGUUUGGGACAGGAAAUGUAUUCAGAAGCCGAACUACAUUCGGAAGGCAAAAGACAGGUGGCUGUUACAUUAACACACUAAGUAGCUUGCGUCUCAUGCAACAGUUACCCCUGUGUUUUAUAACUGCUGUGUUCCUUUUCCUGCUUCAACUUCCUAUGCCAAUGGGCAAGACAGUUGCUCCUUGUGUUAUUGCCACAGACAUACCAUGGAGUUGAAAUCAAAUUGCUUAACACGGUGCAGUAAAGAUUUUCUUAUGUCCCCCUGCUGAUCCUUGUAACCUUUAAAUCCCAUUGCCCUGUCUUUCCACAGGCUGUUGCUCCCUGUGUUUGUGACAGAUGCACACAGACAACAGGAAAACGUCCAACCAGGGAAAAAAAUACAAAACCCCGGACCUCUAUGGAAGCUGCUGUACAAAAAAAGAAACAUCAAGGUGGUUGCCCUACAGCAGAGCCAUCUCACUGAGCCUGUGGGCUGCAUGUGGCUUGGCCUGGGAGGGGUUAAGUUGUGGCCCCUGGGCUCCUGCCCAGUUGCCACUCCCUCUGUGCUCCACCUUCCUGUGACUUAUGCUGUGUCCCUGCCCCAGGGGGUGGGAGUGUGGCAUGGGGAGCUGAGGGUGAGCCUGGGACUGUGUGUUUGGUGCAGCAGAAGCAGGGUGGAGGGAAGGGAGAGGUCUGCACAGCAUACAGCCCAGGGCGGGGGCCAUGGCUUACCCUGGUGUGGCCCUCAGUCAAGUUGGACAGCGCUGCCUUAUAGUAAGCUUUGGAGCUAUUUGUAACCAUAAUAAGUAAAAUAAUUCAGUGUGAAAUUAAUGUCUCUUCAAGGUUUUUUUCUUCUUUUAUUUUUAUCUCUUCUGCUAUGUAAAG
Alligator sinensis (Chinese alligator) is the source of this 5161-nucleotide messenger RNA. RefSeq names its product ribosomal RNA processing 9, U3 small nucleolar RNA binding protein (gene RRP9). The annotation marks the transcript as partial. The transcript has 14 exons. Gene Ontology annotation, molecular function: protein binding; snoRNA binding. The record is from RefSeq and is a predicted model, not a curated record. Lineage: Eukaryota; Metazoa; Chordata; Crocodylia; Alligatoridae. Gene Ontology annotation, cellular component: small-subunit processome.